This is a messenger RNA of Bursaphelenchus okinawaensis, 3690 nucleotides long. Lineage: Eukaryota; Metazoa; Nematoda; Chromadorea; Rhabditida; Aphelenchoididae. The record is from the annotation of a GenBank genome assembly.
AUGCGCUUACAAGAUGGAAACUGCGUAAAACAAAAUUACACAUACGUGUGGAAAUUGGAUGAUUCAACACCAUGGUGCAACUACAACAAGAAAGGACCGUACAACGCCUUUCUCACGCCAUCAUCCGUGGUUAUCCCGGAACUACAAUCAGCUUUUGUAUUCUCGGCACAUCCAAAGCAUGAAACAGAAGACUGUAUACCAAACGAGACGUACGACAUGGAAAACAAAGUUCGGCUACAGAUUUUAUCCAUAGAAGAACCAAUAAAUCAAAGAUUCAAGCGAGAACGAUGGCGAGACCCCUCAAAGAUGUCAGAGGCAGAUAGAAAAGCAUUUGAAGCAUUAAGCAAAGCUUAUGGACCACCUGAAGACCGCUUGAGUCCAGAACAACGCGAACUUGCUAGAAAAAUAGGAGAAACUCUGCAUGGCAGUACUACAACUCGAACUCCUGUGACAACAACUAGAAAAACGACAACUAUAAUGGCCACAACAACAGAGAGACCAAGAACAACAGAAAGACCAUCGACGACAAUGAGACUAAAAACAAGAUGGCAGCCAAGCAAAAUCGUGCCAAUACGAACAACUACUGCAAGGCCGUCACUAAGGGUUACAACCUCUACAACACAAAAAGUGCCUUAGUUAAAACUACACAAGUUACUACAGUCAGAGCUACAACAGAAGCACCUAGUACUACAAGACCAAUAGUAACUAAAAGUACUACAAAAGUAUGGGAACUUCAACCAAAUGUACCAACUACAACAAGUACAACAGAAACAGAGGCUUCGCAACAAGAUGAUUUUGCAAUUAAUGCUAAGCUAAAUUAUCUUACAGAAGUGAUGGAAAAACAACUUCAGAAAUCAUUGAAAGACGUUUGGGAAAAGAUUUGUCGAAUCCACAACGAACAAGUCGCUACAGCCAACGUACUGACACAGAUUGACGCUAAUCUAGCCGCACAAACGUUCUUUAGAAGAAAUGACAUCCAGACGAUAAGCGAAAACAACGAAUGGCAUAUUACUCGAUGUAUCACAAUAAUACCUGACAAGAUAUACUGGAACAGACAAGUCGGAGAAAUCUGUUAUGCACAAUUGCCUAUAAAGCUGAAUGAUACAUUAUUCUUUGUCGUCAAAAAUAACGAAGUCAGUAGAAGAGGAGAAGUCAUAGAGUGCGACUAUACUACAAUAACAGAAAAUGCAGAAUUUAAGUUAACAGACUUCGCUGGUUAGAAAAUAAAAUUUACAACACAGUCCAUAUACGAGAAAGAAAUUAACGAUGCUGAGCGUAUCCUACGAAUAAACGAUUACUCUAACAAGGUAUUCGACAUAGAGGAAAGCUUGGAUCAAUUACUAGAUCAAAAGCCAACCGAAAGCGACUUAAACGAAUUAUUGGUGGCUACAGCUGACAUAGUAAAUGAAGCAUCAGAACCAAUAGGAGAAUGGAUUAGCAAAAAUUGGAAUGAAGCUAGCCAAUUUGUAAACAGACAUCAGAUAAUGGUAACCUUACUUUCAAUAGCAAUAAUUGUAACAACACUUACAAUCUACAUUCGUAUGAGUUGCCCACUAAACCUGAUAUCAAACCCCACGCCGUUAGCUAUCAACGCAGUAUUGCCUGACAGUCAAAGACCAUUCACUUUUACCGACAAAGACAUACCGAGCGUCUAUUCAAUAUCCAAAUACGGAAGACAACCGACAGUAUCACUGCUACUCAACAAGCAACCGAUACGAGGGCUCUUAGACACAGGUGCUAGUGUUAGUUACUGUCCAGAAGCAAUAGCGACCCAAUACAAACUCAAAGUGGUUAAAAACGACUUACCACAAGGUACAACAGCUAACGGUACACCAGUACAGUUCAUUGGCCGAUCUCAAGUUCAACUGACGUUUGGAAAUAUCGACCUCGAAGCCACGUUGUUAAUAUCGCCAAACGGGCACUGUCCAUGUGAUUUGUUGAUUGGAACAGACACAUUUACCACUUUGGCCAAAGCAGGACACCAGCUCAGCCUAGAUUUUAUGACCAAUACUGUAUCCACCGGACAGUCAAAAAUCAAAAUACAGCAUGCAGAGAUUUAGAACAAAUCGUACUCCAAAAUUCAAACGCAUUUGUUGGCCCAGACGGCAAAACCGGACGAUUUAGAGGACAAACUAAACAUUUCGUGCAUUUAACCGACGAAAAGAAAGUACCAAAAUGUCGACCGUACAGAGUACCGUACGCCCAACGAGAAGAAGUCGAACGGCAACUACGAGAUAUGUUAAAGCAAGGGAUAAUACGACCAUCUCAGUCACAGUAUGCUUCACCAAUGGUCCUUGUUAAAAAGAAAGAUGGAAGCUUAAGAUUAGCUAUCGACUACCGCGCCAUCAACGCUAUUACGAAAAAAGAGUACUACUAUUUGCCUAAAAUCGACGAAAUCCUAGAUUCUGUUGGAGGAAAGAAGAUCUACUCAACAUUCGAUCUUAGCCAAGGAUUUCAUCAAGUACCAGUACACCCGGCACAUAUUCACAGAACCGCAUUUACCACAUUUAGUGGGUUAUUCGAGUAUGUAACUAUGCCAUUUGGUAUGGUCGGAAGCCCACAAACUUUUGUCAGAGUAAUGAAUGAAGUUCAACAGUAUCUACCAAAAGACUUUGCAAUACACGUUGAUGACAUAAUACUCUCGUCGCCAAACAAAACACAUCAUCUACAGAACAUUAACAAAUUUUUGAAAGUCAUACAAAAAUUUGGAUUGAAACUCAAGUUGAGAAAAUGUGAAUUCGGCAAAAAUUCGUUAAAAUUUCUCGGCAUGAUAAUUGGUGAACAUGGCAUAAAACCAGACCCAAAGAACAUUGAAGCGAUCAUGAAGUUUUCAAAACCACAAACAAUGACAGAACUAAGAAGCAUGAUAGGUGCCUUAACCUACUUCAGAAGGUUUGUACAAAAAUUCGCACCAAAAAUGACCCCAUUUUACAAUCUAUUGAAAUCUGGAGAUGUAAAAAGAACUGGAAUACCGAACACGAUGAAGCUCUCGAAACAAUGAAGAAAAUCUUGACGACAUCACCUGUUCUGAGGUCACUCAAAACUCAAUAAGCCGUUUCAAAUCGAAACUGAUGCAUCAGCAGCCGCUAUGGCAGCUGUACUACUACAACAAGACGAAGAAACAGGACUUUAUCAUCCGAUCUGCUUCGCAAGCAGAAGGCUAACACCAACAGAAAGUCGUACCACUCUUUGGAACAUGAAGCAGUAGCCGUUAUAUUCGCGCUAGAACAAUUCCGCCAAUACAUCUUAGGCCUAUCAGACACCGUAGUCAAAACCGACAACAGUGGAGUCACAUCGCUUUUGAGAAAUCAAAACACUACCGGCAGACUAGCACGAUUUAAAAUCCUAAUACAACAGUAUGCCGUAACUAUCGUACACCGAAGCGGAAUUGUUAUCCAAGUGAAUAAGCCAGAAUUCUUUGAAAAUCGAAUAACACUUGACGAACUAAAGACAGAACAACAAAAAGAUACAUUCGUACAAAAACUCAAACAAGAAGCCAAUACAGAAUCUUCAAAAUUCAUAACACAAGCAGGAUUGGUGUGUUUGAAGCCAAAAGGACAUGAACCGGCUAGAAUAGUACUGCCUUCAACAUUAAGCAGAAAGGCACUACGAGAACUUCACAACAGCCCCUUAUUCGGAGGACACUUUGGCCGAAAAAGAACGACAGAAAAGUUCUCAAGAGUCUACUAG